GAGACGCUGUGAGCCGCGCGUGCCGGUUUUUCAAACCUUCAGUCUAGAGGAAGGCGCUAACUGUCACUAAGCCACUUUAGCCACAGAGCGCGAGGUGAAGAUGUACAUACAAUUUCUCUCGAAAAUGUAAAUAAACAAAGAUUUAUUCUGGUUUAUCGGAGAGAUAUGGACGGAUUAUGGAAUUAACUUUCAAAUGAAUCCAAAGGAUGAGUUAAUAAACGGAAAACGGAGUUAUUUUUUGGGAAGGAAAAGUCCCAGAUGCUGAGUGCCUACAGGAAGGUUCUGCUGCUUGAGUCAGAGCUCUCGCUCUGUGACAAGGUGUGAGCCACUAGACCUGAACCAAAAGGGCUAAAAGGCAUCCACAAAAAACAAACAAACAAAAAAAAACAAGAGAAGAGCGAACAAGUAGAACGAGAGCAGCAUGCAGGGCCGAGCGUAGCCAAGCUAGGAGGCGAAUCCAUGCAGGACAAGAAGAAGCAGUACUCGGGAGGAUGUCGACAGAGGAAGAAACACAAGCAAGCAUCAAAUCCAGCGUGAGACGGGAGUCCAGGAGGAAAGGUCAGAACCGUAGUGAGCCGGCUCUGAUAAAGCGUUUCCGUGGCGAUGGGGUACGCUACAAAGCCAAGCUGAUUGGGAUUGACGACGUAUCUGCAGCACGUGGAGAUAAACUCUGCCAGGACUCCAUGAUGAAGCUGAAGGGUAUUGCUGCUUCAGCGCGAUCCAAAGGAGAACACAAGCAGCGUGUUUUCUUAACCGUCUCCUUCAAUGGCAUUAAGAUCUACGACGAGAGAUCCGGGGUUUUACAACAUCACCAUUCUGUGCAUGAAAUCUCCUACAUCGCCAAAGACACCAGAGACCACCGUGCCUUCGGCUACGUCUGCGGGAAAGAAGGAAACCACAAAUUCGUGGCCAUUAAGACAGUCCAUUCAGCAGAGCCUUUGAUUCUGGAGCUACGUGACCUCUUUACACUUAUCUAUGACCUGAAGCAGAGGGAUGAAGGGGAGAAGAAGGCACAAAAAGUAAAGCACUGCGAGCAGGCUGUUUAUCAGACGAUCCUCGAGGAUGACACUGAUGACCCUGUGUAUCAGUACAUUGUGUUUGAAGCCGGACACGAGUCGCCCCAUGGCCACCAAUCAGAGGAGAGCGUUUACCAGGUCCCAACAAGCCAGCAGAAAGAAGGAGUCUAUGAUGUUCCAAAACGCCAUUUUAUGACUAACAUCAGUCAGUUUGAACUGUUUGGGGACAUGGCCACUCCUCCAGACAUUGUAUCUAUGCCUGCAUCUCCCGCUAAUACAUUAGACUCUGGACGACGACGACAUCAGCGUCGCCCUGAGCUCUUUACACACUUCAGUCCCCCUGCCGUGCCUUCAGGCUACAUGACGAUGGGUGCGGUGCCUUCAGCUCACUGGGCUCAGCAGUCCUUCGCAGCGCCGGCAGCUCCACUGGCAUUUGGUGUUCAGGCUCCUCUGCAGGUUACUCAGGUUCUACCUGGAGGGCAGCCAGUGAUCUGGGGCCAGGCCAACCUAUUCCACACUCCUGGACCAGGCCAGCAGCAGUGGGCCUUUGUACCAGCCGGGGCCUUAUUUCAAGGCCUUGUUCCCUUAGCUGCCAUGCGUCCUCGCAUGUCUACCCCGUCUGCACCAUCCUCGACCAUCACCAGUCCUCAGCAUGCAGCUGAAUCCAGAGACGCCUCAAGCAGUAACCCCUUGGCAGGGGCGUCAGGCUCACACUCACAGCCUGCUGACACCAUUGACCCACAUACAGUGAUGGGAGGAACCACACAGCCUGGUGAGAAGUCGGAAUCUGAGGUCUGUAGUGGAGAUCUUGAUCUUUCCCAGCUCAGUUUGACACCAGGGUCAUCAACUUCACCAUCCACUGUAGAGUCUCCUGCUACACCUGCUUCCCAGGAGGGCGAAAUGACCUUGACCUCAGAACCGCCUAAAGAUCUCUCUGUCAUGAGAACAGAAAAAAGUGAGAGCCAACUUAGAGAGCCUUCUCUCACAGAAGGAGCAGAGCAGAGCGUCAACCAAGAUGCAGGAGAGGAAUCGUGUUCCAGCGCUCAAAUCCCCAGCAGCUGUGAGACGGCAGAUCUCAGUGUGACUCCAAACCAAUCAGACUCUUAGGAAAUCCCAGCUCAGCUCGACUCACUUUCUGGUCAGAUGGAGACAUGAAGGAGAAAACAUGACCCUAAAAGAAGGAGUGGAUUGAAUAUCUGCCUGAAUUUUCUGAGAAGAUUUACAGAGGGGUACAGUAUGAAGAUGUUCUGUACAGCGUUACAGUGAGACUCAAGAGAACGCUUGGAUCGUUUUUCAACUUUACCUGUUUUACUUAAAAAUCCAAACUAUUUUUUGAAACAAAAAAUUGUUAUUUUUGAUUGAUGAAAUGCUCCUUGAGAAUUUGAUGUUUGCAAAUAGAAAGGAGAAGAAGAACUUGGACUUUGAGGUUAAAAACGGAUUGAGAUACUUUAACGUGUUGUACAAUCCAUAUACAGUACAUCUGACAUCACUGAUGAGCUUCGGUGUGUCUGAGAGGCUGACGGAUUAUCAGACUGAUAAACACUCAGUUAAAUGCUUUCUUUCAGAAGGUGUUAAUGCUAGAAUGAAGCUGUGGCUCCUACAGGAAUCAGAUCUGCGUAACGUACAAAGACAUCACAUCUGCAUGGUUUUCACCAUGAGAAUGAACUAAUUUGCCAAAUUUUAUAUAAUGCUUAUAAAAAAAAGCUUUCUUUUUUUUUAACUCAGUCAUGUAUGAUUUUAUUUGUUUGUAUAUUUUUUUUUGCUAAAUAUUGUAUAGUAACAAAUUGUGUCAUAUGUUGUGUUAAGUCUGAUUUCUACUUUUUAGUUGAUCCUCUCCUUUAAAGCAUUUUCAACUAUUCCUUUAAAGUUGAACAGCAAAGCAGUGGAUCUUGAGGAUUUGACAUACAGCGAUGAUGUCGAUGCUGUAAAUUAUUUUAUCUUUUUGUUUACAGGAAGGUUGAAAACCCUUCACACACUCUAAUGCUACAUUCACAGGUACACCGAUGCAUAGCAACAAAAAAAGGGAUCGUUUUAAUUUUCAACAAAGCUUGCGACUUCUGGCGACACGAACGAUCGCGAUUGUUGCUGACCAGAUGUGGGCGUGUCCAGAGGCACGACAAACAUUUAUGUUUAUGCAAAAUGGAGUGAAUAAUGAGUGUAAUGGGUUAAAGACAAUAAGCACACACACACACACUCACACACACACAAACUGAACAACUACAAACUCUAGCUCAAAACGCUAAAUCUCUCUCCAGAAUGUUUCAUCAGUUUUCAAGAAAAUUGCUGUCGGAAUGCGCUACGCAACUACAGUAUAAACGUUAUUACUAUGGCAACCAGUAGUAGGAACGCCUACUGAUGACUUCAUAAUACAGCAACAAAAUCACUGUCUAUGAAUAACGUUACGCUCACUUAUUCAUUAAGUUAACUUGUUGUGAUAUUUGAUUCAGUCAUUUGCACACACAGUAGCUGAGAACUCAACGAGGUUAAAAUUCCAGGUUCAGUGUCGAACGAGGCAUCAUCACAAGCGCCAUCACGUCAGGCUUUUCCAUCUGUCCAUCCAGCCAGUCAGAGAUAAACCUCCUGCAGCUUUGUGAGAUAAAACCUUCAGAAUUAACAAGACAUUCCAUGAGUGUGAAAAAUUACUGUAUGUCGUAACAAUUCUAAUAUCUUGUAUCCACAAUAUCUUAUCAUACAAUUACAAUAAACCAAAUAUAAGAUUAAUAAACCUUUUAUCCAGUAAGGUAUAUUAUUAUGCCUAUUACAUGAUUAAGUGUAUUUGCCAAAUUUUGUUCAGUCAAUAAUGUUAUUUUUUUUUGUUUCGUGCCAUAUGUUAUUUAAUUCGGAUUUAUACUUGCAUCGGUUUGAGUUUAGCCUCCAUUUUUUUUCUUCUGUUUACUAUUUUAAGCUUUAAAGUUUUUUGUUUUCUUGUUUUUUUCUUUGUUUGUUUUCAGAUAAUCAUCUCUCUUUACCAAUCCCUAUAAGUUAACAUAUUUUAAACAUUGAUUUGAAUUGAUUAAAUUAUCGAAAUUUUAUUUCUAGAAACAAGCCACACUAUCUGUUAAUAAAAUUUUAGAUUUGAUUUAAUUUCUUCUAAUCUUAUAAACAAUGUUACUACAUACAAGAUAUUUUACUUGCUAAGAUCCAUCUUUUUCUUUCUUUUUUUAAUUUUAUUUUUUUACCUUUUUCCUGCUGGUUUUGUGUUUGAUCCGCUGAAAUAUUGAAUUUAUUGUGUCAGUAAAAAUCAGUACAUGUCACUGAAGGAGUCCAAACAAGAAACUGAUCCAAGCUCCAGGCUCAUCAUCAUGGAUAUUGUUGCAAUUUUUUUUAUUACAUUUUGUAUUAUAAUAUUUGAAAAGUAGUGACACAAUACACACCCAUUUUCUCUU
Messenger RNA from Tachysurus fulvidraco (yellow catfish), 4402 nucleotides. RefSeq names its product DAB adaptor protein 1b (gene dab1b). The record is from RefSeq and is a predicted model, not a curated record. Gene Ontology annotation, biological process: ventral spinal cord development; lateral motor column neuron migration. The coding region runs from base 492 to 2123 and encodes 543 amino acids. The transcript is spliced from 15 exons. NCBI's taxonomy places the organism in Eukaryota, Metazoa, Chordata, Actinopteri, Siluriformes, Bagridae.